AUGUUCGAUUUGCCGGAUGCCAAGAGAGUGAGACGCGAGGAUAUCAAUGAGUCACUCGGGUCGGGCUGGCUCAACAGCAGUGACGACGAGGGCAUCGAUGGAGAGCUGCACGCGCAAAUUGGAGAAGCGCUGGGCCUGAAUUUGGGCAUCUUGUCGCCACCAAGCCCUUCCCCCAAGGAGAUUCGCGCCAAGAACGAGGCGUUCAACUCUCGACCAUCGGGCGACGCUCAAGCUCGAGGCGAGACCGUUGCUGAAGAAAGCCAAGAUGAGGAUCUGGGUGAAUUCGAGUUUCGGCUCUUUAGCACGGCGGGAUCCAAGGCCAGGGUUGUGCUACAAUCGGAGAACGAGGCGCAGGGCGAAGGCAGUAUCGUGGCAAGACGGCCGUCGUCAUACUACCUUGUCCCGAGACUCCCCACAGAGCUGAGGCGGCAGUAUAAGUUUGCGGCGCUAAGCGGCGAGGACGUGCUGGCGCGGUCCCAGCAGAGGUCAUGGGGCCUCGAGCUGCCUUGGAAGGUGACACACAUCACCGCCGCCGCCACCGCCUCCUCUCCGAAUGCGAAAUCGACUUCCGCAACAGGCGCGGUGGCGGAGAGCAGCGAGUCGGCCGGGAGAAAGCGGCCGGGGAAGAAGACGCGGAUCGCGCUGCGGAAGAGGGACCGGGCGAGGAAGCUGACGGAGGAGAAGCAGAUGGAUAAGGAGGAGCACCUCAAGGAUAAGAAGAAGAGGCUGAAUAGGGCGAAGAAGCUGAGGAGGAGGGCCAAGGAUAAGGAGAAGAAGGCGUCGGCGGAUGGGGGCGGCGCGGAGGGGAGUGAGUCGGACGACUCUGAAUGA
Messenger RNA from Hirsutella rhossiliensis, 831 nucleotides. RefSeq lists its product as uncharacterized. Bases 1 to 831 code for a protein of 276 amino acids. The record is from RefSeq and is a predicted model, not a curated record. The transcript is spliced from 2 exons. NCBI's taxonomy places the organism in Eukaryota, Fungi, Ascomycota, Sordariomycetes, Hypocreales, Ophiocordycipitaceae.